CCAUGCCUCCUCCAGAUACCAUGUACUGCAGCCAGCAGAUCGCAAUUCCCACUGAACUGCCCGACAUCCUGAAACAGUACACCAAGGCAGCCAUCAGGACCCAGCCCAAGGAUGUGCUGCAGUGGUCUGCAGCGUAUUUCUCUGCGUUAUCUAAAGGAGAGCCCUUUCCUAUCAAGGAGCGAGUGGAGAUGUAUACUGCAACACAGAGGACAGACAGUGGGCUGACCCCUGGUCUGCUCAAAGUCUUGCAUCAACAGCUUUCCCACGAGCAGACGUGCAGCCGGGAGGAGCUGCAGAAGAAAUGGAAGGGGCUGUGUUUACCCAUGAUGCAGCUUGAGACCAUCAUGUCUCUGGGCAACUUCAGCUCAGAGGUCCACUGGAUGCACUUCCUGGCCCUAGGCUGCAGUUCCCUUGGUGGGACCAUCACCAGUGCCUUGAAGUUUGCCUGUGAGCUCCUGACGGAGGAAGAGGAGGGUUCUGCGGCACAGAUCCGCUUUGACACCUUCGCCAGCCUCUACACCUACCUGGCCGGGCUGGACGGGGAGGUCCCCCCCGACCACAUCAGCGGUUACCUCGACAACCUGCGGAUGCAAGCGGAGCUGCAGGGGGGAAUGGUGAAGCCAUCGGACUUCGUUCAUCUCGAGAACGUGGACAUGUCGUCUCCUGCCACGGUGACCUCUGAAGGGCCGUCUCAGCGUGAAGCCAUCUAGCAUACGAGUGCUUUUUGGUUUAAAACGUAAACGAGAGAGAAGGCUGAACUUGCGUGUCGAGUCGGGCUCAGGGGGGGGAGACCCCGCUGAGAACGGACCAGCGAUCAAAUUUGUGUGUCAUCGUGAAGAUUAGGCCUACAUGUAGAUGUGUGGAGGAUCUGGUAUCCAUUUGAAACAGCAUUAAACAGCGUUUAAACCCGUGCACCCUCCCAACCCCCCGCCCCAACCCCCAGAUUGCAUUUGAACCUUUGACCUAACCGCAUAAUGUUCUCAUCGAUCGGAUGUCAAACAUAUUUCUAUGGGGGGCAUAUUUCUAUGGUGCUGAAUCGGGUGUAUCACAGACGCCAUAAGUUCUUGGGGCAUUGUGAAAGAAACUGCCACGAGGCCAUGGCGGAAGAGGCGGUUAUAUUUGACCUUUGGGAGAAGGAACCAAUAUGCCGUGCGUGUCAUUAGUCUUGCGAGCCGAGUGUGUGUUUCUCAAGAGUGUUUUUUUAUCCCUGAGUUUUUUAAUGUAGACAUAUGUAUUAUUUAUGUCACUUAUUGCUUUGCAGCAAUGAUUGAACAAAAUAUGUCAAUAGUAACUAAUAAAGUUGAUUCUCCAUUGUGAGGGUUAGUAUGAGGAUUGUGUUUGCUAAUCUGCACAAACAAACCCAACAAACAUCCACAUGCACACUCACACACUCACACACACUCACACACACCACAAAUCCCAAUUAAACAGAAAAGCUUGGUGAUUAAAAUUGCUUAAUUGCUACUUGUGCUCCAUUGACAUUGUCCAUAUUUGAGUAGCCGGCGACAACAUUGUCUCUAAAUUUAAACGCAUUCGCUUUGCCAGAGCUCUCUGAAUAUAAUCAAUGUUUUUCAUCCCACGCUAUUAACCAAUCAUAGCAGGAGUUUCUAAUCAAGACAUUCAAAUGCGGCGUCAUUAGCCCUGAUCUGUAAAGAAGAUGGGGGGAAGAGAGGAACUGAGUUAAUAGGAAAAAAUCUGCUAAAACACACACAACCUCUUUUCUUUAAACACACUCAGCCCAGCUUAAUUCCGGCCCUCAUUUUGGCUUCGCACACAAACAUAAGCAAACUGUUCUCACAGAUCUCUCCUCUCUCAUUCUGAUUUAAUCACUCAGUCACACACACACACACACACACACAGAGGCGUGUUUGUGCCGAGGUGCACACUUUACAAGAGAUCUUUGUGAGGCGGCCCAGCUCCAGGUAUGUCGAAAGCAGAGAGGGUUUUUUCAGGGAAGGACGGGGCGGGGGGGGGGGCUGUUUUGGUUGAGUGUGGUUUUAAGGAAGGAACCACGGUAGGGCUGAACCAGGGGUCCUAGGGGAAGGCAUGCAGAGACUUGCCUGACUCCCUGGAAGCAAAGGACUCUUUGUUAAUUUAUUUGUUUAAACAUGUGCUCACAGGCCCAGGCAGUGCUCU
Molecule: messenger RNA, 2136 nt
Organism: Gadus macrocephalus (Pacific cod)
Lineage: Eukaryota; Metazoa; Chordata; Actinopteri; Gadiformes; Gadidae
Gene: ropn1l
Product: rhophilin associated tail protein 1-like
Exons: 5
Coding region: 3-710 (235 amino acids)
Source: RefSeq, a predicted model, not a curated record